This is a messenger RNA of Marasmius oreades (fairy-ring Marasmius), 1023 nucleotides long. RefSeq lists its product as uncharacterized. Bases 1 to 672 code for a protein of 223 amino acids. Gene Ontology annotation, molecular function: hydrolase activity, acting on carbon-nitrogen (but not peptide) bonds. The transcript is spliced from 10 exons. Lineage: Eukaryota; Fungi; Basidiomycota; Agaricomycetes; Agaricales; Marasmiaceae. Gene Ontology annotation, biological process: carbohydrate metabolic process. The record is from RefSeq and is a predicted model, not a curated record.
AUGUUAGCAAUCACUGUCAUCGCUCUCGCCGUUGCCGUUGCCGCGCAUCCUCCUCUCCAACGAGCCGUAGCCAAUGUUGUCACCAGCUGUGUCCAGCCCAACAUGGCUGCGCUCACUUUUGAUGACGGACCCUACAUGUAUAUGGACCAGAUUGUCGAUACCCUCGAUGCCAAUAACGCCAAGGGAACGUUCUUUAUCAACGGAAUGAACUUCGACUGCAUCUAUAACGACGACGAAGCCGCUCGCGUCCAACGCACGUUCAGCAAGGGCCAUCAGAUUGCCUCGCACACCUGGUCUCAUGCUCACUUGAGUACUUUGUCUCAAGGUCAAGUCACAUCGGAGUUCACGAAGACCCAAACUGCGAUCAAGAAGAUAACUGGCGCCACACCUUCUUUCACAAGGCCUCCUUACGGUGAAUAUAACGAUAUUGUCCAACAGGUUGCUUCGGAACAGGAACAAACUCUUGUCAUCUGGGAUUUCGAUUCUGGUGACUCCGACGGCGCAACCGUCGAUGCCAUGAAGAGUGCAUACGAUACUCUUGCUGCUAGUCAUCCCAGCAAUAUCCUUGCGCUCAAUCACGAAACUCGCCGUACGUUAUUCACACGCGUCUCCCGUUUCCCCCCCAGGCUAACCCUUUGUUCGUCUUUCCCCUUUCUAGAGGAAACCGUGUAAGUCACUCGAGACCGAGGCACGCACCCUUCGUGUAAUGAUCAACUUCUUUUGUUCCUUCCCUACAGCACGCAAAUACUACCAUACGCCAUCUCUGGCCUCAAGAAAGCUGGAUACCGACUCGUCACGGUUGCAGAGUGCUUGGGGAUGAAGCCCUAUUCGCAAGUCAGUUCCCCGGGACCAAAGGAUGAUUCUUGGACCUGUUAAGGCAAAAUGACCUGGUACGGAAUGGACUUGGGAAACAUUAAGUUACAGUGCAACGGACAUGAACAUUAUGGACAAGCUUUUGUAUUUAUUGAAGUAGAGUUACCAAGUUUGUUUUGGUUACGUCGCAACAUCCGUCUCUUGUAUCAA